AUGAUGGACGAUUUGAGCUCUGUACCGCGAGGAUAUAUUAUAGAUUAUCUCCUGGAACGUUUGAAACAUGGUCAGAUUUAUACGUGGGUCGGCACCGUGCUGCUGGCGAUCAAUCCCAACGACGAGAACAUCUCCACCGAGGACAUGUACAACUCAUCACGGGCUGACAGCUACCGCAAUGUCAACACCGCAAGUUGCAGAGAAAUGCAACCGCACAUAUUCGCCGUGGCGGCCAGGGUGCAUUAUAGACUAAUCCAGGAUCUUGGGAAACCGACCCAGGUGAUUAUCCUGAACGGAGAAACUGGUACGGGAAAGACCUUCAGUGCAUGGAAAGCGUUGGAGUUCUUGGUCGCCACCGCGAUUGGAAAUACGUCCACUGACAUUCAAGAAGUAGAUACAUCUUAUGAUAUCGUGCGGAAAGUUAAGGAUGCCUGUCGUCUGAUAUCGGCUUUCACAACAGCGCCCACCGAGAAAAAUGAAGUCAGUUCAAGGCACGUGCAGGUCGUGUGGCUUGAAUAUAAAAAGAAUAACAUAUGCGGCGCGAAAAUAGCUUCCUAUCUUCUGGAGAGAAACCGAGUUACGAAGGGCUGCUGCACCUACCAGAUUUUUAAUCAGGUGAUGACUGCAUUAGCAGAUAUAGAAUUCGCGGACACUGGAUUAUCGAAGGAGAAGCAGUAUUUUAUAGUAAGCGAUUUGAAUCCCCUCAAGGAACAACAGUUCCGCGAAGGAUUUCGCGACACUCUGCGAGCGAUGGAUAUGUUAGAUUUUACGAUAAACCAGAAGAAAAAUAUCUUCCAAGUUCUGUCUUUGAUCAUUCACAUGGGCAACAUACAAUUUAUCCAGGAGGACGAUUGUUGCAGAAUCGAUACUGAUAGCGAACAAUCCAGAGAAGCCUUUGAGAAUACGUGCAGGCUGGCUUGUUUGCGGAGGGAGGAUCUGGCCGAAUUGCUUACAUCCACCCUGAUAAGCCCGCAGAAUGUGAGGCGUCGUCACAGCAUGUGCCGACGUAAUCUGAGCACGAAGGAUGCCUGUUACCACAGAUUGCACAGUAUCAUCCGUCACCUGUACGAUCUCCUUUUCCGCUGGCUGAUCAAAUCCGUGAACGAGAUCUUGUCCACCGAUUUAUGCCAGUGUAAUCGAUUAGGGAUACUGGACAUUUUCGGAUUCGAGUGCUUCGAUACGAACGGCGUCGAGCAGAUCUGCGUUAAUUAUGUUAACGAAAAGCUGCAACAGUACUUCAUAGAAAAGUAUGUGACCUCUUGCCAGAAAGACCUACAAGAGGAGGAUCUUAUUGAGAAAGAGAAAUCGUUGAAUUGCUCCAAUAUCCUGCAAUUGUACGAGGACCGCUUAAACACAGUCAGGAAGACGCUGUUCGCUGCCCUGAACGACACAUGUCUAUCGACAGUUCCGAGCGACACGGGCACGUUAAUGCGACACGUAAACGCCACGUUAAGCUCCAAUCAUUCGAGGAGGCGAUUCUUGAAGGUGAAGAAUGAAAAUUUCGUUAUACGCCAUUACGCCGGCAGUGUAGAGUACUCCUGUGACGACCUGUUCUCCAAGAAUACCGAUAAGGUUCCGGACGAACUAACGAUCACGUUUAGCACGAGCAAGAACAAAUUUCUGCACUUCUUGAUGAUCGAGAGCGAUGCAUACGGGAAAUCGUCCGUGAAGAAACGCACGAUGCUCUCCAAACUAUGCUACAACGUGGACUGGUUGAUACAAGAACUGAACGAAUGCGACGCGCAUUAUGUUCGUUGCGUUAAGCUACGCCGGAAACGUAAUACAAACUGGGACCGAAAAGGACUCUACAAGCAGCUGGCGAACACGGGCAUUCUUCACGCUCUACCUUUGGCCAAGUGUGAAUAUCCGGUCUAUUUCCGCUACGAGGACUUUUGCAAACGCUAUUACAGGCAUUCCGGGAAUUCCGGGAAUUACGGGAAAUUUAUGAAAACUUGUGAUAUAAUUUCCAAGAUAAGCGAGUCGUUUCCUCCAACAGAACUAAAGAAGGCUGACUCGUCUGUAUAUUACGGGAAGAAUUUCAUUUUCUUGAAGGAGGAUUUUUUCUUAAUAUUAGAAUCUACUAGGAGACAACGCCACAUCGAAAGUGUCAAGAAGAUAGAAUCUUUUUGGAUUAAGUACAAGAAUAGGCAACUAGAAGUAAAGCGAACGGACGCCGCGACCAACGUUAGCGAAGCGAACAGUCCACCUCAGGACAACAGGAAUAACGUUGUAGUCACAAACUAUCAAUCGAAAACUCCACCUCUUAUGUACGGGAUAAAUUUAGUCGCUUCGCAACUAGGAAAACCGAAUACUGGUCAUAAGGUUACAAGGGAUUGUGCCAUGUUUAGGCGUGCCCUGUUUGAUAAUCAGACUAUACAGGUUCCUGAACCCUAUGACUCACUACAACAUAAGACUUCAUAUAUAAUGAAAUGGUUAAAAGAUAUAAGCGAAACAGCGAAUAUCAUGGACAAUACUGAAGCUACAGUGUCAAAACAGUCGUCAGUAACUCAUGAUCACAACCAAUCCGCUCAUACUAGUCGCAACAAUGGCAAUCGAUCAAAAUCUGCGGACUCGAAUGGCGAUAGAAUCUGCAUGUGGAGGAAACGUGAAAAGAUCUCUGGGUAUUACGAUAAAGAAAACGACAUGUACAUCAUACCGCACGGUGGUUGCACUCUUUUCCACAAAAGUGGGAUCCUGAGCCGUCGUCGUCCGCCAAGGCUACCAGUAAAAGUACACACUCGUGUCACAUGCUUAACUAACUCGCACUAUUCGGUACACACGGAGUUGCCGCAAGGUCUACGGGAUUGCCUUUGAAAGAACAUUUGUACUGUGUAAAUAAGAUUUCGAAUUUUAUAUAUAUAAUACACAUUAUCGUACCGUUAAAUGUAUCGCUCGCGUAUAAAUAGUUUAUAAAUUAAAAUUUAUGAAUGAAAAAAUAUGCGUAAAGUGACAAAAACUUUUACAGAAACUUGGAAACUGAUUCGGACCGCUAGAAAAGUAGCCCCAUAGCGAUCGGGGCGACAGGAGAUUAAAAAUUCUGCGACAACAGAAUUUUAGGACGCGGUAACAACAAUUUCUCUGAAUUUGAAAGCUGUAAGCCGUUAGAUGUAGCAUCUAAUAAAAGUUCUAAUUAGUGGA
Molecule: messenger RNA, 3138 nt
Organism: Ooceraea biroi (clonal raider ant)
Lineage: Eukaryota; Metazoa; Arthropoda; Insecta; Hymenoptera; Formicidae
Product: unconventional myosin-XIX
Biological process (GO): actin filament organization
Cellular component (GO): myosin complex; cytoplasm; actin cytoskeleton
Molecular function (GO): actin filament binding; ATP binding; microfilament motor activity
Source: RefSeq, a predicted model, not a curated record